This is a messenger RNA of Magnolia sinica, 1667 nucleotides long. RefSeq names its product transcription factor MYB52-like. Gene Ontology annotation, biological process: regulation of DNA-templated transcription. The record is from RefSeq and is a predicted model, not a curated record. Gene Ontology annotation, molecular function: RNA polymerase II cis-regulatory region sequence-specific DNA binding; DNA-binding transcription factor activity, RNA polymerase II-specific. Bases 385 to 1101 code for a protein of 238 amino acids. The transcript has 3 exons. Lineage: Eukaryota; Viridiplantae; Streptophyta; Magnoliopsida; Magnoliales; Magnoliaceae. Gene Ontology annotation, cellular component: nucleus.
CUCUCUCUCUCUCUCUCUCUCAUGUUUAUUCCGUUUGGCCAUCUUAAAAAUACCAUUUGGUAGCCUAGACGUAGCAUCAACCGCUGGUGCUAGUCUCUCCAAACCUUCUCUAACGGAACAUACUCCUCUCCUCUAUAUAUCACCUCAAAUCUCCUUCCUUUUACUCCUUGCCUUCUGUACACCAUCUUCUUGGUGUACAUCCUCAGAACCCAUCCAAUCAAAAUCAUUUACUUCUCUCCAAUCAUUUCCUUUAUUGGGUAUCUCUUCAAUUUCCAUUUUCUUUAAAAUUCAAACCAUUUUUUGUAGAGGAAAAGGAGAAGUGAUUAUCAGAUUAGGGGUUUUUUUUUUUUUUUCCUUCUUAGUUUCUUCCUUCCUUGAGAUCAGAUGUGUACCAGAGGUCACUGGAGGCCCGCCGAAGACGAGAAGCUCAAAGAGCUAGUUGAGCGGUACGGUCCACACAACUGGAACGCGAUCGCAGAAAAGCUUCAAGGAAGAUCAGGAAAAAGCUGUAGGUUAAGAUGGUUUAAUCAGUUGGAUCCAAGAAUCAAUCGAAGCCCGUUUACGGAAGAGGAAGAGGAGAGGCUUCUCGCUUCUCAUCGUGUCCAUGGAAAUAGGUGGGCCGCCAUCGCACGUCUAUUUCCUGGCCGAACCGAUAAUGCAGUGAAGAACCACUGGCAUGUGAUCAUGGCGCGGAGGUGUAGAGAGAGAGCUCGAUUUUUUGCGAAGAAGGCGGCCCAGAGCUUGAACAAGGAUGGGAAGAUGGAAAUAGAUCAAGGUGCACACACAAGCUCUGAAUCAAGUAGUCUUUCAUCGUUGGUGGAGAAGUACUAUAGAAGAAUCGAAGAUCCGAUCUUACAUAGUCAUCACCACGGUCUAAAACAGUUCUACCCUGAGAUGAAUGGCCAUUGUCAAACUGUAUUUCAAGGUAGUGAAAAUACAAUCGAAUUCUAUGAUUUUCUCCGAGUGACUCCGGAUUCCAAGGGUCAGGAUUGGAGGGAUCAUUCAAGAAGAGAUGACAAAGAGAUAGAAGAAGAUCAGGAGCAUCGAAACAAGGUUGGCGUUCCCUUCAUAGAUUUCUUGGCCGUCGGAAACUCUACCUAACGACUAUAAUUAUCGUCGAUUAACAAAAGUUGAGAAAUAGAUUUAUACAUAAAAUGCAUAUAAACCCUAACUUGUUUAGGUCCCAUUAUGGGUGUAAUUGCUCCAAGAAAUUAGAGAAAGAGUUAGAGGUGGGUCACUCUAUAGGACCCACAUGCAAAGAUUAUCGGGUGAUUGGAACCGUCCAUUGUGGAUAGGCCACGGCCCAAUGAUCACACUGAAAUGAUGAUGCCAACAUUGGUUGUGGAGUUGAACGCGAACCACAAGAUACUUUCACUUAACCAUACAAUCGAUGGUCAGGAUCAUCUGUUCGGCAUGGAGUUUUGGAUAGCGGCCCAUCUAAUGUAACGACUAGACGGACGGUUACGAUCAUUUGACCAUGUCUGGAUGUGGGUCCCAUGGAGUGACCAUGCUGGACAAGCAAACUGAUGUAAGAUAUUAAUGUUGGACAAUCACAUGUAUGUGUAUAGAAACUCAAGCAUCUAUGUUGAUGCCAUUUAGGGCAGAUUUUCAUGAAACAGGUGAAAUCUCCAUGAAAAAAACAUGUACUUAUUCAGUUAUACUUCGCA